Messenger RNA from Sordaria macrospora k-hell, 1812 nucleotides. RefSeq lists its product as uncharacterized. The record is from RefSeq and is a predicted model, not a curated record. Lineage: Eukaryota; Fungi; Ascomycota; Sordariomycetes; Sordariales; Sordariaceae.
AUGCCUCUUCCAACCUCCUCUGUCUACCCACCCCCGUCGGCCGAGUUCAUGAAAUGGCCGAGCCGAAGGAGUGUGGUUCACAACACCAAGGGCAUCGUAGCUUGCACACAACCGCUUGCCGCCAAGUGCGGCAUCGACAUCCUCAAUGCUGGAGGAAAUGCUGCUGAUGCCGCCGUGGCCGUUGCCGCCGGCAUGAACAUGACAGAGCCUUGCUCGACCGGCAUUGGUGGUGACAUGUUCUGUCUCUACUACGAUGCCUCGACUGGCAAGGUCUCGGCCCUGAACGGCUCCGGACGUGCUGGCGGCAAGUGUACGCUUGAGAACGUCCGGAAGAGCCUGGAGAUUCCCGAGGGCACCGUGGGAAAGAUCCCUAUGAACAGCGUCCACGCCGUGACGGUGCCUGGUGCUGCCGCUGGCUGGGUCGAUACCGUCGAGCGGUUCGGUAGUGGCAAGGUGACCAUGGAGCAGGUUCUCGCACCGGCGAUCGAGCUCGGUGAGAGGGGAUUUCCUGUUUCGGAGAUGACGGCUCACUUCUGGGGAAGGCAAGAAAAGGACAUCCGCGAUGCGUCUCCCAACUUCGCUGAGAUGCUUAAGACCGAUUCUUCUGCGCCCGACGGCGUCCGCGCCCCCAAGGCCGGCGAAAUCAUCAAGCUCCCCAACCUCGCCAAGACCUUCCGCACUCUGGCCACCGAAGGCAAGAAGGGCUUCUACAGCGGCCGUAUUGCCGAGGAACUCGCAAAAGUCGUCAACGACCUCGGCGGCCAUCUCGAGCUUGCCGACCUCCAACACCACCUCGAAACCGGUAGCGAGCCCGUCGAGCCCAUCGCCCUCAAAUUUCCCAACCCCCACGGCACCUCCGAAACCGACGGCGUCGAGCUCUGGGAACACCCUCCCAACGGCCAGGGUAUCGUGGCCCUGAUGGCCCUCGGCAUCCUUAAGCACCUCAUCAAGCAAGGCACGAUCCCAGCCUUCGGCCCCUCUGACCACAACACCGCCCCCUACUUGCACGCCAUCGUCGAAGCCCUCCGUAUCUCCUUCGCCGACGCCUCCUGGUUCGUCACCGACCCCAACGUCGGCUCCGGGGUCCCGACCUCCGAGCUCAUCUCAGCCCCCUACCUCGCCGAGCGCGCCAAACUCUUCUCCCCCUCCUCCGCCAACACCACCAUUCUGCAACCGGGCGACCCGUACGCCUCUCCCGCGCUGACCUCCUCCGACACCGUCUACUUCGCCUGCUCCGACUCGCAGGGCAACGCCAUUUCGUUUAUUAACUCCAACUACGGCGGCUUCGGCACCUGCAUCAUUCCCGCGGGGUGCGGCUUCACGCUGCAGAACCGCGGCGCCAACUUUUCUCUGGACGCAAAGCACCCGAACGCUUUGGCGCCCAGGAAGAGGCCUUACCACACCAUCAUCCCGGGUCUGGUCACGAAUUUGCAGGAUAGCAGUUUGCACUCGGUCUUUGGCGUCAUGGGCGGGUUCAUGCAGCCGCAGGGACACGUGCAGACGCUGCUUGGGCAGGUGCUGUGCGGGUUGAAUCCGCAGCAGGCGUUGGAUGCGCCGAGAGUGUGUAUUGGCGCGGGCAUGCCGGAUGAGGGCGACGUGUAUGAUGCGACGGUGUAUGUGGAAGAGGGGAUGCCCGAGGAGACGGCGGAGGGACUGAGGAAGCUGGGACAUAAGGUGGAGGUGGUGAAGGGUAUGGGACGGGCGUUGUUUGGAAGGGGACAGAUUAUUCGGUGGACGAAGGAUGUCGAUGGGACGGGGGUGUGGUCGGCGGGCAGUGAUCCUAGGGGUGAUGGUGCUGCCUACCCGGCGUAG